This is a messenger RNA of Geodia barretti, 1113 nucleotides long. NCBI's taxonomy places the organism in Eukaryota, Metazoa, Porifera, Demospongiae, Tetractinellida, Geodiidae. The record is from the annotation of a GenBank genome assembly.
AUGCAAGGAUACAUUCUUCGCAGGUUACUGUACGCCAUCCCCACGAUAAUCGGCGUUUCCAUCAUCAUCUUCAUGGCGAUGCGCGUGGUGCCCGGGGAUCCAGUGAUGGUCAUGUUCGGGGAUGAGCCGGAGCUAAUCCGGCCGGAGGACCGGGCCAAAAUCGAGGCCGACCUGGGGCUGAGCGACCCCCUGGUGGUGCAGUACGGUAACUGGAUGAAGGACAUCGUCACCGGCAAAUUGGGAGUUUCCUUCUGGAGAGGUGACACCGUCGCCGACCUGAUCAAACGCCGGGGACCCCUGACCAUAGAGAUUGCCGUAUUGGCGAUCAUUCUCGCCUGGGUGAUCGGAGUGCCCGUCGGCAUCCUGUCGGCCCUGCAUCAGAAUUCGGUAGCGGACCACCUUGCCAGGUUCUUCACCGUUCUCUUUCUGGCGAUACCUAGCUUCUGGCUGGCAUCGCUGGCGGUGCUGGUCCUCCUCCUGGUGUGGGGGUGGGGAGCCCCCCUGGGGGUCAUAGACAUCUGGGAUGACCCGAUCCAGAACCUGCAAAUCGUGGUACGUCCGGUUAUCGUGCUGGGUCUGGCGGUGUCGGCUUACAUCGCGCGAAUGACCCGCUCCACGCUUCUUGAGGUAAUCCGCGAGGACUACAUCCGAACCGCUCGGGCGAAGGGGUUGCGGGAAAGGGUGGUGGUCUGGCGUCAUGGCCUGCGCAACUCCAUGCUGCCGGUGGUGACUCUGUCCGGCAUACUCUUCGGCUUCAUGCUCGAAGGCUCGGUGGUCUUGGAACAGGCCUUCAAUGUCCCAGGUCUGGGUAAAUCGAUGGUGGGAGCCUUCCGUGACAUUGACUACACUGUAAUCCAGAGCCUGGUUUUGCUCUACGGCGUGGUCUUCGUGGUGAUCAACCUGCUGAUCGAUAUUAGCUACGCUUGGCUAGAUCCUAGAAUACGCUACGGGAAAUAGUCCAUGUAGCUUGUCGCUAGAAUUGGGUGGGUGGCGUAGCGCAUUGCCUCACCCAAACCGUUACCCAACGAAGGUGGUUGCCUCGAAUAAAAUGUUACCCAAAAUCGGGGAGGCGAUCGCGUGAGAGGAAGCAUCAGCAAGAUAGCAAAACAGUAA